CAUCCACAUCGGUCAACAACUCUGGCCAUUGAACUUGAAGUCAACGAGUUUUCAUAAGUUUUCAUCCAGUGUCUUCACGUUACGUUGACACAGGAUUUAGGAUCCUGCAAUUUAUUAUGGACAAUGAUAGUGCUGAGAUUGAGCUCCUAGAGCAGAACCUCAACAAAACGGUCCAGAUCUCACAGCGGAUGACUUCCAUCCUGACAAACUUUGACACUCGCCUUGCGAGACUUGAGAAGUCUAUUCUGCCGCUAUACAAUUCGACGCAGAAGCUCAAGCUACUGGCCCACAAUAUUGAUCGUGCCCUGCUGAAGAUCGACGAGGUUGCUAGUAGUCAAGAUGGCAUUGCCGUAGAGGAAGGUCUGGUUUUACGGGGGCCGCAGCCUGGUCAACUUGAAGCCUACAUCGAUAUCCUUGAACGCCUCAAUGCUGCCAUUGCAUUCAAGUCUUCUGAUGCAGGUUCAAGGGAUAUGGCACGACUGAUCGAGACCGGUGCGAAGAAGCUUACCCAGUUGUAUACCGAGCUUGUCGCGGAAGGCUCCUCGGGAUCUCCACCAGUUUCAGGUCUUGCAUUCAUGCUCACUGAGUUCCCCCCCUCCUUGAUGUCCUCACUCACACCCCUUGUCGCCUUCCUCCGUACUCUUCCCCUUCCAUCAACACAUCCCUCUCACCCCGCUGCAUCAGCUAUCUUGAACACGCUCAAGGAUGCACAGCGAGGAUAUGCGGAUAUGCGCGGGAACUGGAGUCGCAAAGCGCUUGAAAUGCAUUCGCGGCGAGUUGUGGACCGAGCAGAGACUCUAGAUGGCGUGGCUGCCGGGAAGGAAUUUAGCACGUGGAUAGACAAUUUGCUCAAAGUCACUCAGACCGAAUAUACCCUCCUCACAGAACUCGCCCCGUUGUCCAUCAACUCCCUCAUUGCAUCGACUUAUGACAACCUUCUUACACCUCUCCUGACCCUCUUCACGGACACCCUGUCAUCUCUGACAUCCCUCAUUAAGCGCUCCCUGCACAAAUACACAUUCCAUGCGCUUUCUGCGUUUUCUGCUCUAUUGAUGUCUCAGAGUCGCUGGGAAUCUGUAUUGGCAAAACAUGGACGGGAAAGGAAUGAGUUGCGAGACGGGCUUAUUGCGAUCCGUGGUGUAUGCCUCAGGAGCUUUCCUGAGUUCUUGGCCGAUUUGAAGCUUGCCGCUGCUGGCAAGGGUGGCGACCUGAGUGUCAGCUUAGCGGACAUCACUGUUUCGACCGUGCAGUAUCUGAAUCGCAUACCCGAUGUCCAGGAUGCUGUUGGCGCUGCGUUGUCUGCGCUCGGCGAUGGGAACUGGAAAAUGGGUGACGGGAAGCAAGUAGGGAAAACCAAGUCCAACUCUGUAGAGAUCAAUGAAAAGGUGCUGAUUCAACACUUUGUUUACGACGUCAUGAACACUCUGAUUGGUAGUCUCACAACGCUGUCACGCACACAACGCCGGCCUCCCUUUGGUUCUGUGUUUCUCCUUAACAAUAUAUCGUAUCUUGUGUCUCACCUCGUUUUGCGCCCCACGAACCCUAAUACGCCUUCCCUGCUGUCUAAACCCACAACGGACUUCCUCAGCUCGUCGUGGCGUACUGCAAAGGCAGGUUACUUUGAUGUUAACUUCUCACCCCUCAUGCAGGCGCUCGCCGAUGACGCACAAGAUAAGACGAGUGGCAGUGGUUGGAAGGCAGCAGCGAAGGAGAAGUUUACGCGCUUUUAUGACUUGUUUGAAGAGGUUGGAGAACGACAUCGAAUGGCAAAGGUAUUAGAAGAAGAUUCGGAGGAGAGAAGCGCUGUUGAGGAGGAGGUGGUAAAGCUUGUUGUUCCGUCGUUGCAGCGGUUCAUGCAAAAGCAGAAGGAGAGAGAGUUCAGCAAGAAUCCUCAAAAGUAUAUCAAGCUGUCUCCUGAAGAGGUGGAAUCCCGGAUCAGGAAUUUUUACAAAUAGUUCUCCAUUCACACCAUAAGCUGUCAUUGUUCUACCUGCGACGAACCAUACAAACCGAGCAAUGGAUGAAGACAGUAGAAAGGCUAGAUCGUUCAUUCUGGACAACCCUCGACUGUUCAGAUUUGUCCACCGAAGGCGUGCAACGUACGAUAGGGAAAUGGAGAUACAUACUUAUAAGCGAGCACUAAUAAGAACCAUGUCAUCGAGUACCCGACCGGGCCGUAAGCAUCG
Suillus clintonianus is the source of this 2186-nucleotide messenger RNA. RefSeq names its product Cullin repeat-like-containing domain protein. Bases 117 to 1955 code for a protein of 612 amino acids. Gene Ontology annotation, cellular component: exocyst. Gene Ontology annotation, molecular function: phosphatidylinositol-4,5-bisphosphate binding. The transcript has 11 exons. The record is from RefSeq and is a predicted model, not a curated record. Gene Ontology annotation, biological process: exocytosis. NCBI's taxonomy places the organism in Eukaryota, Fungi, Basidiomycota, Agaricomycetes, Boletales, Suillaceae.